CAUACAGCAUUCUCCCUCCCGUCCCCCAGGCCUUCCAUAACAGCACACGUGUGGGAGUUCCGAAGCUAAAUUCAUCGGGAUAUGUGCUCAUUUGUGCUAAACUUUGGGAAGAUAUUUCGUGACUGUUUUGAAAGCAGUGAAGAUUUAAAUUGAAUCUGUGCUCAGAACCAACGUGUAAUUUGAGUUGAGGUUAUGCCAACAGAAACGAUGACGUCACACGGAGGUCAUGACCCCAUGUCGAUGAUGGGUAUCCCGCAUCCUGCAAUGAUUGGAUUACCAUACAACCAGGCGAGCAUGGUGCUGGCCGGGUACAGAGACUGCGCUGCUCAGGCCAUCAGCUACCUGGUGGAAGUGGAACACAUGUCUAUAGACGAUCCCUUUGUGGUAGGAUUACGCAAUCAUCUUCAGGACUAUCAGAAAUCUCCGGACUUUGGGCAACUUUUACGUCAUCAAUUUGACGACGCCAUGACGUCACCAUCACAACACGAACAUUCAUUAGACGAUUCUGGUAUUUCGGAAAGUGACAAUAGCAUUGAACACACGCAUUUGACAUCAUUACAGACAGCAGAUAUAACGCAAUUUGUGUCCAACGGAAGUACAGACAACCGUAGUAUAGAUAUAGGCAACGGGGAGUCGUUAAACCUCCAUGCUUUACAAAACAGUAGUCCAGCUAUUUCAGCACUAGCGCAAGAACUUUUGUACCUUCUAGAGGAAGAGGAAGCGGAGGUAAUGUCGGACUCUGAACCUGAGGAGGAUGUCAUAGAACAGUGAACAUUUUUUGUAGGAGAGUGUUUGUGAGCGUGUUGUAGUACAUGAAGUUGUAGUGUAGUCGUUAUGUAGCCAUGCAAAACGGCACAUAGAACCGAUAGUCGGUCACGUGCAUCCUGGAAACCACAUGUAUUUGUACAAACUUGAUUAUAUUCUCACAUUCUGAAGUCGUUCCUUACUUUGACUUAGUGUAGGAACGACAGAUUUGACUAUCAUCG
Molecule: messenger RNA, 986 nt
Organism: Ylistrum balloti
Lineage: Eukaryota; Metazoa; Mollusca; Bivalvia; Pectinida; Pectinidae
Exons: 2
Coding region: 193-771 (192 amino acids)
Source: RefSeq, a predicted model, not a curated record